Molecule: messenger RNA, 1004 nt
Organism: Juglans regia (Persian walnut)
Lineage: Eukaryota; Viridiplantae; Streptophyta; Magnoliopsida; Fagales; Juglandaceae
Exons: 1
Coding region: 339-800 (153 amino acids)
Source: RefSeq, a predicted model, not a curated record
CGCACCUAGAUUCUAUUCCACCAAUCACCAUGUCCUUCGGGCUCGCACCUAGACUCUAUUCAAUCCAAUCUGCUUCUACAAAACCUAGUCUCCCACUCCCACUGCGUCCCCCCCAUUAAUUCCCUGCUUCCCCUCUCUCUCUAGAUUCGUCGAGAAGGUUCUCUCUCCUUAUCCAUUUGUCUAAAACCACGCGUUCAGACCUUUGUUCACUUCCUGAAUCUCUUCAUAGAUAGUUCAGUCUGGGUCUUUUUAGCUUUGUUCUGCAGUUGGUUUCAUUUUAUUCCAAGCUUAAAUAUUCCUUCUGUCACUUAUAUCUCUUUAGCUUAAGAAGCGGAAGAAUGAGAUCAAGCAAGGGACAGUACCAAAACAAGUUCAUGCGGUUUCUAACGACACCCAUUAGGAUUCUGGGCAAAGCAAGAGACAUUUACGUGCGACGCAUCACAGACUGCGCCACAAGAGUCAGCUACGGCCAGGCCAUGGGCUGCUCGGCCGCGUUACCGAAGAGUUUCAGUGUCAGCUCGUCGAGGUCCAACGAUGGUGACGAUUUACGAGAGCUUAUAAGAGCUGCCUCGGUUCGGACUUUGAUCGAGAGCAUUGACAUGGAUGCGAUUCUAAAGCAGCAGGGGGCGGCGAAUUCCACGGGAUCCAAGGGGUUGCCCAAGUGCUCUAGCGUCGGCAUGGGCAAGAUUGAUGAAGACAGGCCCUGUGAUUUUGAAGGAGUUGGUUUUGGGGCGAAGGCGGAUUUGCUGUAUCCAAGAAGCAGAAGCUAUGCUGUCACAAAUACAAGCUCUGUGUUCUGAAUCUUCUGAUCCCCCCUUUCGCAGGCAGUAUCUGGUGCGAGGGAUUGCAUGUCGGGGAUUGUAGUAAUAAAUAAUUACUCCCAUCUUUUGUAAUAUAGGAGGUGAACGAAUUAUUCAUCACCCCCUACUAUCCACCCCAACCUCUUCCUGAGUAACAUUAAAUAUUGCUAUACCAAAAAGAAAAUGAAGGUCGUAUGGCAAGGC